Bradysia coprophila is the source of this 1070-nucleotide messenger RNA. Its product is annotated as protein obstructor-E-like. The record is from RefSeq and is a predicted model, not a curated record. Gene Ontology annotation, molecular function: chitin binding. Gene Ontology annotation, cellular component: extracellular region. NCBI's taxonomy places the organism in Eukaryota, Metazoa, Arthropoda, Insecta, Diptera, Sciaridae.
ACUUAAUAGGAGGUUAAACAAGCCCAUUAACUAAUUGAAUUUUCGAAAAAGUUAUCUGAUUUCUAUCGAUAUUAUUUAUAGUCGACAGUUGAAUUAGUCUAUUGACCAUUCACAGAUCAAACGAAAGGAAGCUCUAUCGAAAUUAAAAAUGAACAUCCUUUUGUUUAUUUGUUCAAUAACCAUUGGCGUCGUAAGCGCUCAAAACUUUGGAUGUCCACCCGACGGAAUCCAUGCCAUUAAAUAUCCCGGAUCCUGUCGACGGUUCAUCCGAUGUGUUUUUGGAAACGGUGUCGUUAUGGAUUGUGCGCCGGGUUUAUACUUUGACUCCGUCCGAGGUCAAUGUAAUACGGCAGAUAUUGCAAAUUGCAAUCCAUGUCGCGAUAAUCCUGUAGAUCAGAUAACCUUCACCCGUGAUGCAUUCAACUGUGCCCGAUUCUCUAUGUGCAUCGGAAGAUCGCAUUCUGAAAAUUCGUGCAGCGAUGGACUGUAUUUCGAUACGAGAACGAAUACUUGCGCUCUGUCAGAAAAUGUUGAUUGUACUGGUCAAGGCGAAGGCACCACCACCACCACGACUCGAGCGCCAGGAGAUGAGCUCGAGCCUGGACCAGAUGGAUCUUGUGACAAGGACUCAAACUUUGAAGUGAUUGCUUCGCCGUCAUCAUGUGACCGAUACACAAUUUGUACAUGUGGAUACCCAAAUCCCCAAACCUGUCCCCCUGGAUUGAUCUUUGAUGUUGUGUCGCAACAGUGUAACACUCGCGAACAAGGCCUAUGCUUGUUCGAAUCCAUACCACCUUGUCCGGACGGUACUGUUGAGGUAUUCGCUCAUCCAUACGACUGCAGACAUCUCAUAUUUUGCAUUCUUGGUACACCUACGUUAGAGGCAUGUGCCCCGGGAUUGGAAGUGAACAGAAGAACAAAUAAAUGCGAUUUCCGACAUAUUGCUCAAUGCUCUUCUCGCACCGCUCUAACUUAUACACAGCUUAUGAGUGGAAUGAGUUUUCUAUAAUUUUCCGAUGCAAAUAUUUGCUUGCAGUUGCUAAAAAAUAAAUUAAACAUUGAAUUGAAAA